Molecule: messenger RNA, 3030 nt
Organism: Penicillium roqueforti
Lineage: Eukaryota; Fungi; Ascomycota; Eurotiomycetes; Eurotiales; Aspergillaceae
Gene: bro1
Product: putative signal transduction protein BroA
Exons: 3
Coding region: 1-3030 (1009 amino acids)
Biological process (GO): protein transport to vacuole involved in ubiquitin-dependent protein catabolic process via the multivesicular body sorting pathway
Cellular component (GO): endosome
Molecular function (GO): protein binding
Source: RefSeq, a predicted model, not a curated record
AUGGCUCAGUCGCCGAUGCUAUCAUGUCCGUUGAAGCAGACCAACGAGAUUGAUUGGAUCCAGCCCCUCAAGGAUUACAUUCGACAGAGCAAUGGCGAGGAUCCCGAGCGAUACAACCAAGAAUGCGCGACUCUCAACCGACUUCGCCAGGACAUGAGGGGCGUAGGGAAAGACAGCGCUAUCGGUCGUGAUCUGUUGUAUCGAUACUACAGUCAGUUAGAGCUGCUGGACCUCAGAUUCCCCAUCGAUGACAACCACAUCAAGAUCUCUUUCACAUGGUACGAUGCUUUCACUCAUGCGUCUACUUCUCAAUUCUCCCUAGCCUUCGAAAAGGCAUCCAUUAUCUUUAACAUCUCCGCCAUCCUGUGUUGCCAUGCUGCCAACCAGAGCCGGGCCGACGAUACCGGUCUCAAGACCGCCUAUCACUCUUUCCAGGCAUCCGCCGGAAUGUUUACAUAUAUUAAUAAGAACUUCUUACAUCCGCCAUCAACCGACCUGAAAGAGGACACCAUCAAGACACUGAUAAAUGUCACACUAGCUCAAGCCCAAGAGGUGUUUUUUGAGAAACAAGUGGCAGACCAGAGGAAGCCUGGGCUUUUGGCCAAGCUGGCUGGACAGGCAGCGUACCUCUACUCGCAGGCUGCGGAGAUAAUGCAAAAUUUCGUGGAAAAGAAUGUGUUUGACAAGGUCUGGACGGUUGUUGUGCAGACCAAAGCAGCACAUAUGGGAUCAGUAGCAUCAUAUUAUCAGGCGGUUGCGGACAGUGAGAGCGGAUCUUAUGGAAUUGCUAUUGCUCGUUUACAGAUGGCCGAUAAGCAGUCCGCCACUGCUCUAAGCUGGGCAAAGACAUUCCCCUCGUCGCCUCCAGCGACCUCCAGUCUGACGGCAGAGGCGGGUCCGAACCUCGUGGACCUCGUCAAGCAUAAUCAAACAAAUGUGCAAGCUUUACUUGCCACUAUGGUCAAAGACAAUGAUUUCAUCUAUCACCAACCGGUCCCUAAUGAGGCUGGUCUUUCACCAGUUGCAAGGGUUGCAGCUGCCAAGGCGAUACCGGUUAGCGAAUUAUACCAAGGACAAGAUAUUACGGAAAUCACUGGGCCAGACAUCUUCAAAAAACUAGUGCCUGAGAAGGUAACUCAGAUCGCCAGUAUUUACUCCGAAGAAAAGGACAAGUUGCUUCGAGCUGAGACUGAAAAGGCCGAGACUGCCAGGAGUGAGCUGGCCGCUAGCUUGCUCUCCCUCGACCUGCCAGGCUCUCUCGAUGUCUUGAAGGGUGGCAUGAACCAGGACAUGUCAGUGGACAGUGAGUUCCGUCGCUGGUGUUCAGAACUUGCUGGUCACAGUCCCUUCCGCAGGGCAUUCGACGAGUUGCAGGAGCGCAAGCUAGAAGUGCUAUCGCAAUUAGAUGAGUGCUCAAAGCAGCUAGAUCUAGAAGAGAGCGUGUGUGAGAAGAUGCGAUCAAAGUAUGGAGCAGAUUGGGGCCAGCAACCCAGCUCUCGACUCAAUACCACGCUUCGAGGGGAUGUCCGAUCUUAUCGAGAUACUAUCAACGAGGCCAGCGCAAGUGAUUCUCAGUUGUCUUCCACAUUUCGGCAGUAUGACAGCGAUUUUGAUGAGAUGCGGUCUGCUGGCGAAACGGAUGAGGCCGAUGUCCUCUUCCAGCGAGCAUUGAUCAAAGUCCGUUCGAAGCAUAGCAAGGGCAAGGACGGUGCCACUAGUCCGGCGGAAGGUACUCUGCUAGAUGAUGUGUAUGAUGAGGGUCGUGCCUCUGUUGCAGAGCAGAUUGCUAAAGUGGAGGUGAUUCUAAAGAAACUCAAUCUCGUGGACCGAGAGAGGUCUCAACUGCUCACAGAUCUCAAAGCGGCGAUCCACGCAGAUGACAUCACGGAAUUCUUGAUUCUAAACCUGAAGUCGAUUGUCGGCCAAGAAACCGAAUGCUUCAAAAAACAAUUGCCAAAGUUCCUGCCAUAUCAGAACAUACUUGUACAGGCGAAUCACAAACAAUCAUCUUUGAUAAAAGAACUCAACAAGCUAUACGAUGACCUUCGUCGAGAUAAAAGAGUUCAAUCCGAGAAGUUGAAGUGGGAGUCUAUAACAAGACAGCGCAAUUCCGUGCUAGCUCGAUACAAGAAGGUCUACGAAGCCUUCCAUGGGCUCUCGUCGGGUAUCAAGCAAGCACGGACUUUUUACAAGGAAAUGUGUGAAAAUGUCGACAGUCUCCGCAAGAAUGUCGAAACUUUCAUCAACAACCGCCGGUCAGAAGGUGCGCAGCUUCUCAGUCAGAUUGAGCGCGAAAAGGGUGUGGGCAACAGUGCAGACGGUCUCCGCAGGAAUCCCGACUCGUUCAACAACCGCGAUCAGUCCAGCGGUGUCUCAGAGCAAGAAGACCGCGAGCGAGAGAAGCUCCGCCAGCUGAUGGAGCGCCUAUCAACGGAACCUCCCUCCGCGGGAUCAACAAAACCGCCCUCAAAAGUCAAGUCACCACCCCCGGCGGUUCAAACACCGGCGUAUGGAACCACCGGUCCAUCCCCAAAGCCGUCACCUCGCUACCCUCCGACCUUGCCAGGCGUGUCCCACUCUCCAGCGCCCUACGGGCAGUACAUGGGAGGUGGUCCAGGAGCUUACCCGGCCCAGCAUUUCCAGCAAGGUGCCGCAGCUCCCCUAUCCGAUGGCUACAACCCCAUGGCAUAUCCUUACCAGACCCCCGUGUCCCCACCCCCGAAUCGGCAAUUUUUCUCUCAAACCCCGGUCCCGUACGGCAGCUACUCAAACUCCGGCACGCCGGCUCCUGGCGCUGGCCCUCAGCCCUCGCACUAUAUGGCUGCCCAGGGCUAUAUCCCGCCUCCGCCUCCUCCGCGUCCCCAGCAGACAACCUAUCCUCCUACAGCAGGUCCUACAUACGCCUCUGGUCCUGGUGGCUAUGCGCAGAGCAGACCGUACGGGCACCACAAGACCCCUUCGCAGUCGCAGCCACAGUCGCAGCCCGGCUCCUCCGCCGAUCCGUGGGCUGGUCUCAACGCCUGGAAAUAA